AAUCCACCUUAAAUCUCUGCACCCACUGCACAACCCAAACAAUGGGAAUUAAGGGGGAAUAGCAUCAUCAUCAUCAUCGUCAACAACAAAAAUAACAACGAGGGGAGAAGCUGCUGCAAAGACUACUGCACCCUCCAUCCUCCUAUCCAUCCCUCCAUCCAUCCAUCCAUCCAUCCUGCAGGCCUGACUGUCAGUGCAGCAGGAAGGGGGAUUGCACUAAGUAUAGGGUAGGUGGCCUCUCAGGGGUGGGAGGGGGUAGGUUGCCUUCAAUCACAAAGUUUGAUGAUGACCAUGACUACGAUGGCUGAAGGCUUGGAAGCUCAGGACUCGUCCAAGUCUGCCUUUAUGGAGUUUGGUCAGCAGCAGAGCUCCCACUCCCAGCAGAGCUCCCCGGGCAUGGCUGCCAAUCACUACCCCCUGCACUGCCUGCACUCCGGCUCCCACCCUCACCACCACCACCAUCACCACCAGCACGACAGCUCGUCCUACCCGGGCACCAACUCUCAGUACAACCGAUCCCUGGCAGCAGCAGCAGCCGCCUACCCGUACAUGAGCCAGCACAGUCCCUACCUGCAGUCCUACAACAGCAGCAGCUCCAGCAGCACGACCACCCAGACCCGCACCGAGGAACCAGUGGAUCAACAGAAAACAACAGUCAUUGAAAAUGGGGAAAUCAGGUUUAAUGGCAAAGGGAAAAAGAUCAGGAAACCUCGGACAAUAUAUUCCAGUCUUCAGCUUCAGGCUCUAAAUCAUCGAUUCCAGCAAACACAAUACCUGGCACUACCAGAGAGGGCAGAGCUGGCUGCUUCACUGGGCCUAACCCAGACACAGGUGAAGAUCUGGUUCCAGAACAAGAGGUCAAAAUACAAGAAACUGCUGAAACAAGGUGGCAACCCCCAUGAAAGUGACCCCUUACCCGGCGCCGCCGCCCUCUCCCCCCGGUCUCCGGCUAUCCCCCCUGUUUGGGACGUUUCAGGAUCUGCUAAGGGUGUGAACAUGGCCACAAACAGCUACAUGCCCGGGUAUUCUCACUGGUACUCCUCGCCCCACCAGGACACAAUGCAGAGGUCGCAGAUGAUGUGACAUUUUCAGCACUGCGACUUAUGGAGAGACUAUUGUGGAUAAGAUCCUCCCCCAAUCCCUACCCCCCACCCCCCAAUUUUAAUUUUUUUUGCCAAAUGAUGAGAGGAUCCGGGAGACCUUCUUAUAAGAAACCUCAAUCACAUGACUUGAAGAUCUUCAUAUCCUGGAGUCACUUUUCAGCCUUCAAAUUUUUUUUUUAUUUUUUUUUUGGGGGGGGGGGGUUCCCCA
This is a messenger RNA of Hyla sarda, 1311 nucleotides long. It is a transcript of the gene DLX6, whose product is annotated as distal-less homeobox 6. Lineage: Eukaryota; Metazoa; Chordata; Amphibia; Anura; Hylidae. The coding region runs from base 283 to 1083 and encodes 266 amino acids. Gene Ontology annotation, biological process: cell differentiation; regulation of transcription by RNA polymerase II; embryo development. The transcript has 3 exons. Gene Ontology annotation, molecular function: RNA polymerase II cis-regulatory region sequence-specific DNA binding; DNA-binding transcription factor activity, RNA polymerase II-specific. The record is from RefSeq and is a predicted model, not a curated record.